AACGUUCAAACGUUGAAACGUUUUCAAUUCACUCAAAUUUGAGGCAUGAAAAGCAGCAAUCCCGCAUUGCUGGAGCGGUUUGAUCGGUCAACCCUAAAACCAGGAUCUAAUCAACAUCGCAAUUCUCAAGAACUAGAGAGACAAGGUGACAAACAGUUAACAGCGAGAAGAGCAAUGGACGAUUCUCCGGAAGAUGGAAAAGAGAGAAGCCACUGGCGACUUGCUUAUAAUAUCGCAAAGAUUUGUUUGCUGCUAUUGGUUUGGAUAUACUUUACAGUAAAUCUAAUUAUAAGGCCACCCGAAGAGCUGCAAUCCACACUGCUCUCAUUGGCUCCGAAUGUUCAGAUGGAGUGGUCGCCAAAGGAGACGGAAUCGCAGCGCGUAGCUAUAUCGUUGCUGGGUCACAUAAACGAGGAUUUGACACUUACUACCCGCAAAAGGUCGGAAGCUGGCGAUGCGCCGCGUAUUGUGGUGUUCAUAAAUCGUGUCGAUAAAGAUAGCCGUAAGGUAAUCAGCAAAACCGAUGAUUGGCUUGUGAUAUUGAAACCGCGCCCCGCGGGCGAUCUGAAGAAAGUGAAAUCGCAUUUCGAUGUAAGUGAAGAUGAGGAGACACUUAAAAGCAGCGAACUGGUUGUAGAUUUGCGUCUACUGCAGUCUCCGGACACUAGAGCCGUAGAAAUAUCAUUCAACUCUCAUCCCGUCGACACGCAAAAGGGCACCAUCUAUGGAGCGAUAUUGCUGGUGGGCAUGUACGUUCUGAUUAUCUGGGAAGUCACGGACCGCACAUUUGCCGCCCUGUUGGCCAGCAGCACCGGCGUCGCGAUCCUGACCAUGAUGGGUGCUCGUCCCACAUUGGAGGAAAUUGUCGCCUGGAUCGAUAUCGAGACGAUGAUGCUGCUCUUUGGCAUGAUGAUCCUGGUGGCUGUGCUCUCCGAGACCGGCAUCUUCGACUAUCUGGCCGUGUUCGCCUAUCGCAUGGCAAAGGGACAUGCCUGGCCCUUGAUCUUCUUCCUCUGCAUGUUCACGGGCACUCUGUCCGCCUUCCUUGACAACGUGACCAUGAUGCUGCUCAUGACACCGGUCACGAUUCGUCUCUGCGAGGUCAUGCUGCUGCGCACCAACAUGGUCCUCAUCUGCGUGGUCAUCUACUCGAACAUCGGCGGCACCAUGACGCCGGUGGGCGAUCCGCCCAAUGUUAUCAUAGCGACCAACGAAUACGUGCAACGCGCCAACAUCGACUUCGUCAACUUCACGUUGCACAUGUUCUGGGGAGUGGCGGGCAGCAUGGGAAUGGUCUUCGUAUUCCUCUACUUUACGCUGCGCAAGCGCGUCUACAUGACCGAGGAGAGGGCGCUGCGUCAGUCGAUAAGAACUUUGGAGAAGCAUGCAAACAAAUUGCAGCCCCAGACGAAGAAUGAGGAGCAUCUGAAGGAGGAUAUAUUGAUCCGGGUGGAUGAGAUGAAGAACAAGUAUAAGCAGCGGAAGGGGACUACAACCGGAGCGUUCACAUUACAUCCGGUCAGCAACUACGAGGAGACGCUGGCCGAUCUUCAAUCCAAGUACAAGAUAAGGAAUAAGCCGCUGCUUGUCAAGUCCGUGAUCGCUUUGAUCUUUGCGAUGGCCCUCUUCUUCCUCCACUCGUUGCCCUUCAUGAAGGGCGUCUCCCUGGCCUGGGCCGCCGUGCUGGCCGCCCUCCUGCUGCUCGUUCUCGCCAAUCUGGAGGAUAUGCAAGUGGUGCUCGCCCAGGUCGAAUGGUCCACAUUGCUCUUCUUUGCCGCUCUGUUCGUCCUAAUGGAGGCCCUGGCCGAGCUCGGCCUAAUCGACUGGGUGGGCGAUCAGGCCAUAGCUGUCAUCAUGAGUGUGAAGAAGAAGCACCAGCUGGCAGUUGGCAUAUUGAUCAUACUUUGGGUGAGCGGAAUGACAUCAGCCUUUGUGGAUAACAUACCCAUUACGACCAUGAUGCUGAAGCUGGUAAUUAAGCUGGCCAAGAACGAGGAGCUCAAUUUGCCGCUCUCCCCCUUGAUCUGGGCCCUGGCCUAUGGGGCUUGCUUUGGCGGCAAUGGGACACUGAUUGGGGCCUCGGCCAACGUUGUGACGGCUGGUAUGGCCAACCAGCACGGCUAUAAAAUCACAUUCCUGGCCUUCUUCCUCAUCGGCUUCCCCGUAAUGCUUAUCACCAUCAUCAUCGCCUCCAUAUAUCUACUCAUCGCACAUACUGUAUUCACCUGGCACAGUGAUUGGAUAACUAAUACCUAAUGUGUACUGCAAAUUCUUUUGUGCUCUAUCGAUAUUUUGUAGAAUAAAUCUGGCACCAUUUCAA
Scaptodrosophila lebanonensis is the source of this 2320-nucleotide messenger RNA. Its product is annotated as P protein-like. The transcript is spliced from 2 exons. The coding region runs from base 46 to 2256 and encodes 736 amino acids. The record is from RefSeq and is a predicted model, not a curated record. Gene Ontology annotation, biological process: transmembrane transport. Gene Ontology annotation, cellular component: membrane. Lineage: Eukaryota; Metazoa; Arthropoda; Insecta; Diptera; Drosophilidae.